UUUUUCUAUAACAAUGUGGAUUCAUUUAAAUCAUGGGGAUGAUGGUUUGAAAAAGUUCCUACGAAGAGUUGUUGAACUGUGCGAGUCUCUAGUCAUUGAACCUCAACCGUGGAAAUGUUAUAGAACAGCUUUUCUUUGUACUUUGUGCGAGGAUCGCUGUGUCUUCGCACUACAAGUUCAUAAAGAACUGACGGAUUUAAUUUUUUAUUAUAAUGGAAGGUGGGCCAAAUAUACAGGAACAAAACGUGAACGAUUUGAGUAGAGUCGAUGAAACGUGCUGUGAAAAAUGCCGAUAUUCGUGUUGUCACCCUAAUGGGGGGUUUCAUAGGUUUAUAGCUUUAAUUUUUAUGUGUACCUUAGGCAUUGGUUCGUAUUUUUGCUAUGACAACCCAGGCGCGCUACAGGAACAUAUGAAACAGGAUUUAAACAUAACAGAGACGCAAUUCACUAUGCUUUAUUCCAUAUACUCCUGGCCCAACGUAAUAUUGUGUUUCAUUGGAGGAUUCUUAAUUGACAGAGUUUUUGGAAUUCGUUUAGGCACGUGCAUUUAUAUGGGCCUCACACUUCUCGGACAAAUCGUGUUCGGGCUGGGAGCUUUCUGGAAUACAUACUUGCUAAUGAUAUUGGGAAGAUUAAUUUUUGGAAUUGGUGCGGAAUCGUUGGCAGUGGGACAGAAUAACUAUGCCGUCUUAUGGUUCAAAGGCAAGGAGCUAAAUAUGGUUUUCGGAAUCCAAAUGAGUGUCGUCCGAGUUGGGAGCGCUGUCGGGUUUGAAGUCAUGGGAUACAUAUACGACUGGGUUCAUGAAACCGUUAGCGGGCCUCCGGUCUUGGGAUAUGCUUUACUUAUAGCUGGCUUAACCUGCGUUUUUUCAAUGAUUUCCACAAUAAUUUUGGGUUUGAUGGACAAAAGGGCUGAAAAGAUAUUGAGGAGAGCCGAAACGGCGAGCAAUGAAGUAGUUAGGUUGUCUGACGUUGCCAAUUUUACGGGUCAGUUUUGGGUCGUAGCAGCCAUUUGCGUUACAUAUUAUAUUACAAUAUUUCCGUUCAUUAGUGUUGGAGAAGAAUUUUUCAUUAAGAAAUUUAAUAUGGAUGAUGACGAAGCCAACAAGAUAAACAGUUUGGUAUACUGGAUAGCCAGUGUAAUAUCUCCACUUACGGGAUUUUUAAUAGACAAAACUGGUCGCAAUGUAGCGUGGACAUUCGUGGCGAUAUUAUGGACCAUAAUGGCUCAUGUUUUGCUUGGAUUCUCUUCGAUUAACGCUUAUAUAGGGGUGAUUUUAAUGGGCCUUGGUUACUCAACUCUUGCUAGUAGUUUGUGGCCUUUAGUGGCAUUGAUCGUACCGGAAUAUCAGCUGGGAACGGCAUAUGGCAUUUGCCAAUCAAUUCAGAAUCUCGGCUUGGCAGUUGCAUCAAUUAUCGUAGGGCAGAUAGUCGAUAAAUAUGGUUACACUGCUUUGGAAGUAUUUUUUACAUCCAGCUUAAUAUUGGCGUUUUUGUUCACCUUGAUUCUGUGGAUUUUGGACAAGGAGAGAAAAGGCAACCUCAACUUGACACCUGCCGGUAGAAAGGUCCUCCACGAGAGACAGAUGUUGAAUGAGAAUCUAGACAGAGAGAGGCUGUUAGAUAACGAAGAACAACACGGGCCAGAAGAAUCAGGUGAAUUGUUUCGUUCGACCUCUGAUACUCAUUUGCGCAAUAAAUAUUUGAGUAAAAUCGGAGCAGAAGUGAAUUCGAAAUAAUUCUGUAGUUGGUGCUUAAUUCCAUAUUGGUCCAUAUCGAAUUGCGCCGACAGCAUAGCUUUUCGAUUAGGUAAAUGACGUUGUAAUUUUUAUUUUCAGCUACCGCUCAGUUACACUGAUGAUAGAAAUUGUUAGGUUUCCCAAAUUGCAGAAUCUUAGGAAAAUUCAUUAUUAUAUAGUGGACCACUAAAAUUUGUGAUAAACUACUGACUGUAACGUCACAGAUUGUUUUACAAUUCCAUUUUUGUGUUAUUAACAAAACUUGAUGCUUGUUUCAAUUUAAUUGGUUAAUUGAUAAUGAAUUAAUUAAACAAUUGGUAUUUAAUAGUUUUUUUGUUUAUUUGGAAGAAGUGAUAUUUAAAAUAUUUUUAUGUAAAGUUGGUUAGUAAAUUCGCGAUCGCUUUUUUUGAGAGGUGAAAACCAGAAGUUUUGUUUUCGAGCUACAUUGAUAACAAAAAUGAUGUGACAUAAAAGGUACUUGAUUCGUUUUCCGAAAAGGGGUUAAAAAAUGUCAUAAAUUUGGAUUUGUGCAAUAAGCAACUUGAAUCAAAGGUAUGUUAUUGUUAAAGCAGAUCGGGUGUAGUUUCACAAAUCAACUAAAUUAAAAAAAAAUGUAGGCUCUUCGUUUUAACGAUGCAAAUCUCGGACAUAAUUUCUCAUUAAAUAGACUCUUUGUCUUCUAUAAUUUUUAAGACAAUUUUUUUUUUUUUUGGAGUAUGAAGUUAUUUUUUGGUUGUGUCAACUUACAAGAGUCGACACUACCAAAAAAUAAGUCACAAAAAUUGGAUAUAGUAUAGUUUGGGCAAUCAGAUAAUAAUAAAUAAGUAAAGUAAGUUCUUCUAACCACCUCAUGUUUGUAGACGCGUGUCGCUUGCUUUCUUAAUCUUUUGAAAAUCGGAAAAACCUAAAUAUUGUGUCCGAAGUGCUCAGGGAUGUCCGAAUUUACCCCUCUCUAAUGUAAAUGUUUUGCGUUCCACCAAAUUUACUGAAAGAGCGAUAAUUGAUACCGACUAGGGGUUAAAUUUGGUAAUAUAUUUUAGUUCAGAAAAUGUUUUAAAAAAGUGUAAUUAAUGUUAAAUAUUAGAGAUAAGGAGACACUGUAUGCAUAUAUUGUAAGACCAUAUUUUUAAAACAAGUAACA
Messenger RNA from Cylas formicarius (sweet potato weevil), 2880 nucleotides. RefSeq names its product major facilitator superfamily domain-containing protein 1-like. Bases 213 to 1739 code for a protein of 508 amino acids. NCBI's taxonomy places the organism in Eukaryota, Metazoa, Arthropoda, Insecta, Coleoptera, Brentidae. Gene Ontology annotation, biological process: transmembrane transport. Gene Ontology annotation, cellular component: lysosome. The record is from RefSeq and is a predicted model, not a curated record. Gene Ontology annotation, molecular function: transmembrane transporter activity. The transcript is spliced from 10 exons.